AUGUUCGGUGGCGUUUUUCGUAUCGGCUCUAGGAGCCUAUAUCGCGCGGUACCUAGUAGGCAUUUCCAUCUUUCAGCGCGUCGUGACAAGCUAACAACGUUUAUGCUUAGUGAUAUCGGAGAGGGUAUAUCUGAGGUAGAGUUGGUGCGAUGGAACAAAUCGGUCGGUGACGAAGUGGAGGAGAUGGAAUCUGUAUGCACCGUACAGAGUGACAAGGCUGCGGUGGAUAUUACAAGCCGUUACACCGGAGUGGUCAAGAAGCUUUAUGUGGACACUGGGAAGAUUAUCAAAAUAGGAUCACCAUUGAUGGACAUCGAUACUGAAGAUGAUGCGCCACCAGCAGCAUCCGGUGAGACUCCAGCUCCACAGACAUCUGGUACAUCAAAACCAGUAGCACCUAGAUUCCAGAGAUCAUCCGAUAGUGGUGUCAGUGCAUCCCCAAGUGUACGGCAAUUAGCCAAACAAUUGGGUGUUGAUAUAUCUAAGGUGUCAGGUACAGGUUCCAUGGGUCAGAUAACUCGUGACGAUGUAGAGCGAUUUGCAUCUGAUAGCAAAGAAGAUUCAGAUGGAUCUGGUCAAUUCAUGAAACUUAACUCGAUAGGUCGUGGAAUGGUCAAAUCUAUGAUCGCUUCAUUACAAGUACCGCAUGUAACUGUGGGAGAGGACCUCGACUUAACUGAUUUGAGAGCAUUUUACCGUGAGAAGCGUGCUUCUGAGACAGAAGUCAAGCUUACAAUGACACCGUUUAUAUUAAAGGGUCUUUCUUUGGCUUUAAAUGCCAACCCUAUCAUGAACUCCAAAUUCAAGGGAGAUGGUUAUGUGCAAUAUUCAGAACACCACAUCAACGUGGCCGUGGCAACGGAGCACGGUUUGCUAGUACCUGUAAUUCGUAACGUUGAGUCUAAGACCGUAAGGGAGUUACAGCGCGAUUUGAUUCGCGUGCAGAAGCUUGCCCAUGAAAUGCGUCUUUCUGCUGAGGAUAUGAAUGGUGGCACUGUUACUUUGAGUAACCUUGGUGCCAUUGGUGGUACUCACGUGAAUGCACGUCUUUAUGAUGGACAGGCAACGAUAGUCGCAAUGGGCGCCGCACGUAAACAACCAUGCUACGUGGGUGACUCCAUAGUACCGCGUGACAUAGCCUGUCUAGGCGUUACCGCGGACCACCGCCACAUCGACGGUGCAGCAAUUGCACGUUUUGCAGCAAUUCUUAAGGACGUUCUACAAGAUAUUAAGAAGAUUGGCGAAUACUACUAA
This is a messenger RNA of Babesia sp. Xinjiang, 1254 nucleotides long. Its product is annotated as Lipoamide acyltransferase component of branched-chain alpha-keto acid dehydrogenase complex. Gene Ontology annotation, cellular component: cytoplasm; mitochondrion. Bases 1 to 1254 code for a protein of 417 amino acids. The transcript has a single exon. Lineage: Eukaryota; Apicomplexa; Aconoidasida; Piroplasmida; Babesiidae. The record is from RefSeq and is a predicted model, not a curated record. Gene Ontology annotation, molecular function: acetyltransferase activity; lipoic acid binding.